Molecule: messenger RNA, 2206 nt
Organism: Poecile atricapillus (Black-capped chickadee)
Lineage: Eukaryota; Metazoa; Chordata; Aves; Passeriformes; Paridae
Gene: MAFA
Product: MAF bZIP transcription factor A
Exons: 1
Coding region: 1-867 (288 amino acids)
Biological process (GO): retinal rod cell development; regulation of transcription by RNA polymerase II
Cellular component (GO): nucleus
Molecular function (GO): DNA-binding transcription factor activity, RNA polymerase II-specific; RNA polymerase II cis-regulatory region sequence-specific DNA binding
Source: RefSeq, a predicted model, not a curated record
AUGGCCUCGGAGCUGGCCAUGAGCGCGGAGCUGCCCACGAGCCCCCUCGCCAUCGAGUACGUGAACGAUUUCGACCUGAUGAAGUUCGAGGUGAAGAAGGAGCCGGCGGAGGCGGAGCGGCUGUGCCACCGCCUGCCCGCCGGGUCCCUGUCGUCCACCCCGCUCAGCACGCCCUGCUCCUCCGUGCCUUCCUCGCCCAGCUUCUGCGCUCCCAGCCCCGGUGGGCAACCGGCCCCCGGCCCCCCGGCUACCACCGCCGCUUCCCUGGGCUCCAAACAGCAGCUGGAGGAGCUGUACUGGAUGUCGGGUUACCAGCAUCACCUCAACCCCGAAGCUCUCAACCUGACGCCGGAGGACGCGGUGGAGGCGUUGAUCGGUGCCCCUCACCAUCAUCAUCAUCACCACCAAGGGUACGAGCCCUUCCGACCUCAGCCCUUCGGGGGUGAGGAGCUGCCGCCGGCCGCCCAUCACCAUCCCGGCCAUCACCACCAUCAUCAUCACCACCUACGCCUGGAGGACCGGUUCUCCGACGAUCAGCUGGUGAGUAUGUCCGUGCGGGAGCUGAACCGGCAGCUGCGGGGCUUCAGCAAGGAGGAGGUGAUUCGUCUCAAGCAGAAGAGGAGGACCUUGAAGAACCGAGGCUACGCUCAAUCCUGCCGCUACAAGCGGGUCCAGCAAAGGCACAUCUUGGAGAACGAGAAAUGCCAACUGCAGAGCCAGGUGGAGCAGCUCAAGCAGGAGGUGACCCGCUUGGCCAAGGAAAGGGAUCUGUACAAAGAAAAAUAUGAGAAGUUGGCCGGCCGGGGCUUCCCGAGGGAGCCCUCCCCAUCCGCCGCCCCGAAAGCCACCGCUGACUUCUUCAUGUGAGCCGGGCUGGUGGGAUGGGGUGGGAUCCCCCUUUUUGGUUUUUUCCUCAUGCGGGGAGAGCAAACCCGCGGCUUAUAUUAAAAACAAAAAACAAAAAAAAAAAAAAAAAGGAAAAAAAAAUUAAUAUUAUGAAAAGUCCCCACUGAAAUUUUGGGGAGGGGAAGUUGAACUCCCUCCUGCCACGCACCCACCCAUCGGGACUCGGGGUGGGGGGUCCCGGGGUGGGGGAGUGGGGGGCAGCCCUGCAUGCGGGACGUGUACGGCCACCCGCCCCCCUUCCCGGGAGCAUCGGCGCCAUCCAGGUGGCUUCUCCCCACCUUUUCCUGCGGGUUUUCCCCUCCAUUGGGAUUUUUAUUCUUCGAGGGAUCCCCACUGAUCGGCCGGGGGGGCCCCCGGCAGCGCUGCGCCCUGCCCGACCCCUCCGCCCACCCCCCAUUCCCGGCUGGCAAACCUGAGCCACAUUUAACUUAUUCACCCUUGUAAAUAUGUAGAAAAUUAGUUCGUUUUUGCCUUUUUUUUUUUUUUUUUCUUUUUAUUUUUCCUUGAGCCUAUAUUUUGCUUGGUGAUUUAAGAGAAAAAGAAAACGAACAAAAAAAAGAAAAACCAACAAAAAAACCCUAAAAUCCUUUAGAAAAGAGAAAAAAAAAAUACACGAGUCUUAAAAGUUUGUAUGUAAUAGCAUGCAAAUAAUAUCCGAGUUAAUUUAACGAUGUUGGGAAGAAGCCGAAUGCACUAUAUACAGGAAUCGAUUGGGUGAAAUAAUACUGUUUUAUAGAGAUUUAAAAUUAUCUAUGCUCUUAAAAAUAGUGGGGAGGGGAGGGAGGGGAAGAGGUAACAAUUUUAGGGUGACCUGAAAGGCAAUAUAGUAAUAUAUGGACUGCAAACGGUUGGCUGCUAUCUCACUAUGCACCAGAUUUAUUUAUUAACCCUCGGGAAACGGAAAAAUCUUAUUUUAACCUCGAUGUUUGGAGAGAAAAAAAAAAAACAAAAACAGACGUCAAGAAAAUGCACAUUAUUUGUUGUGGAAACGAGAGAAAAAAAAGAGGAUUAAGAAUUCGUGCAAUCGUUGGAGCGAAAGCGGGACCGAUCCUGCGCGGAGGAGCGGGGAGGGUUUGUUUGUUUGUUUUUUAACGAGUUGCUUAUUUAAAAAAGGAGAAAAAAAAAUUUAAAAAACAAAUUUUGGGGGGGGGGAAACAAAAGGGUCCUGCGGACAAAGCGAGCUUGGGAGCCUGGUGCAUUUUAGGGACUGAUCGUGCGAAGUGUUUUUAACGACCUGUUGUUUCGAUUUGUGACGGUUUUAACGAUGUUGCAUCAAGAUAAAAACUUAUAUUCAACUAGA